Kazachstania africana CBS 2517 is the source of this 990-nucleotide messenger RNA. RefSeq names its product ribosome biogenesis protein TSR3 (gene TSR3). Lineage: Eukaryota; Fungi; Ascomycota; Saccharomycetes; Saccharomycetales; Saccharomycetaceae. Gene Ontology annotation, biological process: maturation of SSU-rRNA. The record is from RefSeq and is a predicted model, not a curated record. Bases 1 to 990 code for a protein of 329 amino acids. The transcript has a single exon. Gene Ontology annotation, molecular function: rRNA small subunit aminocarboxypropyltransferase activity.
AUGGCAAAGGGUAAAGGAAAGAAUAAGCUUGGAAAAACAGGCGGAAACGGUGCGAUAAGGACUAAUUCCAAUGGUCACCAUUCGAGACAUAAUAAUAAGAAAAUGGAGUUUAAACAGCAUGUAUCCAGAGAGACGAGUUUCCCUGUAAAGUUAGCAAUGUGGGAUUUUGAUCACUGUGAUCCCAAGCGUUGUUCUGGUAAGAAACUGGAACGAUUAAACUUAAUCAGAUCGUUGAAGAUAAAUCAAAAAUUCCAAGGUAUUACUGUUUCACCAAAUGGUAAGAAAUUUGUAUCACCGGAAGAUCGUGAAUUGGUGACAGAGUUUGGUUGUGCUGUUGUAGAAUGUUCUUGGGCCCGUAUAGACGAAAUCCCAUUCUCAAAAUUCAGUACACCAAAACUAGACAGACUUUUACCGUAUCUUGUUGCUGCUAAUCAAGUUAAUUACGGUAGACCAUGGAAAUUAAACUGUGUGGAGGCUAUUGCUGCUUGCUUGGCUAUUGUUGGGUUCAUGGAUUUGGCUGAGGAGUUACUGUCACAUUUCAGCUGGGGUGUCAAUUUUUUGAAAUUGAAUAGAGAAUUACUUGAAAUCUAUCAACAGUGUACAGACUCUGAUGAAAUUGAAGCUGCACAAGAUGCAUGGAUGGAUCAAAUCGAGAAGGAAGUGCAGGAGAGGAAGGCUUCUAACAACGCUCAGAAUGUAGACAUCUGGAUGAGUGGUAACGUUAACAGAAUAGACGAAAGCGAUGAAGAUAAUGAGGAUGAAGACAGCGAAGAUGAGGAGGUAACAUAUGAUAACUUAGGUAAUAUUAUUGAAAAUGAACCAAGAGAAGUGAGGUACGAUAAUCUCGGCAACAUAAUAGAAGAAAGUUCAGAGGAGAGCUCAGGAGAAGAAGAAGAAGAUGAAGAAGAAGAUGUGAAAUAUGACUCGCUGGGAAACGUAAUUGAAGAAUCUGAGUCGCUACAAAAGAAACUAGAUGGGCUGAAUAUAUGA